UCCCUCUGUUGUGUCUGUUGAGCAUGCUUCUAGUCAUGUGUCUGGACAGAAUGCUCCUGCUGUGUACUGUGAUCUUUGGCUUCUGGAAGGACACCUAUGCUGUGUCCCCAGUGCCCUCUGUCCCAAACUAUGUCCCUGCCUUGGCAGGCUCCUGCGUGGUCAUCCCCUGCUCCUUCACUCCUCCAGCCUCUCACUCCAUGGGGAAGGUGGUGGGCGUGAGGCUGCGCUACAGGACUGGUCACAUCUUCCUCCUGCGGAGUACAGCUUUCAGUUCGGAUGACAAAUCCACGGUCAGCAAGGAGUUCCAGGGCCGGACAUCCCUCCAGGGAAACACGGACGAUGGAGACUGCUCUGUAAUGAUUGACAAGGUCCACCUGGCUGACUCCAAUGUCUAUCAGCUGGCGCUGAAGGGCCAUGGACAGAAAGACUGGGGGAAGGAGAGGAGUGUCAACAUCAUUGUGUCAGAGUCCCCAGAGCUCCCAGUGAUCAGCGGUGUGAGGGCAGCUACAGAAGGACAGAUGGUGUCACUAAACUGCAGCAUCAGUUACUCCUGUCCCUCCCAGGCCCCCACCCUCCAGUGGCGGUGGGAGAGAGGAGCUCAGGAGAACAGCAGCGAGUACGGGGAGCCGCAUGUACUCCAGACCCAGGGUCAGGGGCCUACACUACGGACCUCUCUCACCUUUAUCACAUCGUAUCGCAUCAAACCCAGAAUGAGGUGUGAGGCAGUAUAUCCAGGAGGAAGAAGAGUAUACACCGUAAAGGAGCUCCAUGUGACAUGUAAGUACUUUCUAUAUAAAUGUAUGAUUGUUUGCAAUGCUAAGCUAGGGCCCAUAUUCAUAGUGUUUCAGACUGCUGAUCUAGGAUCAGAUUUUACUUAA
This is a messenger RNA of Oncorhynchus mykiss (rainbow trout), 878 nucleotides long. RefSeq names its product sialic acid-binding Ig-like lectin 5. The record is from RefSeq and is a predicted model, not a curated record. NCBI's taxonomy places the organism in Eukaryota, Metazoa, Chordata, Actinopteri, Salmoniformes, Salmonidae.